CAGCGUCAAAGCUCUGCCCGCUUGGGAGAGACACACAGAGAUCACCAAGGUGCAAACACACCGACAGUAAAGAUGACAGUGGAAAGGUUAUUUGAAGAGUAUGGACAUUUCAAAAGGUUUCAGAUUUGCCUGUAUUUUGCUGUAGUCUUCCAGGCCAUAGCAUGUGGAAUCCACUACCUUGCUUCAGUUUUCCUAGUUCAGACUCCAAACUUUGUGUGCAGCGUGCCAGGCAACAUCACUGAUGUCCUCUACCAUAACAUAUCAGGAUCCAGUCUGGAAAGUAUCUUGCCAGUUGUCAAGCCAGCAGACGGGCCCUUGGUGGUUAGAACGUCUGAGGGGGAGCAGUGGGAGCUCAGCCGGUGCCUUUUUGCCCUACGCAUUGACCCUCAAGACUUUACAUACGACUUUAAUGGCAACAAAACCAAUAAAGAAUGCAGUGGGAACUUCGUUUAUGACCACAGUGAAGUUCACCAAAGCAUUGUGACAGAAUGGGACUUGGUGUGUGAAAAGGAGUGGCUGGCCAAGAUGUGCCAGCCAACAUUCAUGCUUGGAGUGCUGAUUGGAGCUCUGCUGUUUGGGGACAUUGCUGACAGAAUUGGUCGAGUGAAGAUCCUGAUGUUCACAAGCCUGUGUCAGUUUGGACUUGGGGUGGCUGUGGCGUUCUCUUUGAACUACUACUUUUUUGUGGUGCUUCGCUUUCUGCUGGCCAUGGUGUCCAGCGGCUACCUGGUUGUUGUAUUUGUGUAUGUGACAGAGUUCACUGGCAGCAAGGUGCGCACGUGGACCUCCAUGCACAUCCAUGCAGCCUUUGCAGUCGGCAUCAUGGUGGUAGCUUGGACCGGUUACCUGGUCCGAGUCUGGUGGAUAUACCAGAUCAUUCUCUCCAUAUGCACCUCACCCUUUCUGCUCUUUUGCUGGAAGUUCCCUGAGACCCCUUUCUAUUUAAUGGCCAAGGGCCGUUACAAAGAGAGUCAGGCCCUGCUGGAUGCGAUUGCCGACUUCAAUAGACUUGAGUGCCAACUCAAGGUGGAGGAUCUCCUGGAGAAGUCUGAGAAUAGCAAAGCACUACUAGAGAGGGAGGAAGAUGAGAGGCCUGCGCAACCAGAAAAGAAGCUAUCCAUCCUGGACCUGUUUGGUAGCUGGAGGAUGGUGGGCCGAACGUGCACAGUGUGGGCCAUCUGGUUUAUCGGCAGUUUGGGCUACUAUGUCUUCUCUCUAGGCUCAGUCAAUCUGGGAGGAAACCAGUAUGUUAAUCUUUUCCUGGCUGGUGCAGUGGAGCUCCCCUCUUAUCUGAUCGGCUGCUUUGCAAUGGACCGGAUUGGGAGGAAGAAGACAUGUGCUCCGGCUCUGCUCCUGGCUGGGGUUGCUUGCAUGCUCAUCAUUGUGGUUCCGGCUGAAAUACAGUCUCUGGCUGUUGUUCUCAGUAUGAUCGGAAAGUUUGCUGUAGCGAUUGCCUUUGGUCUUAUCUAUUUGUACACCUGCGAGCUUUACCCAACUGUAAUCAGGUCCCUAGCAGUAGGUAGUGGCAGCAUGAUGUGUCGUGUUGGCAGCGUUGUGGCUCCUUUCUGUGUUUACCUGGUUGACGUCUGGGUUUAUCUACCUCAGCUCAUUGUGGGAAUUCUGGCAUUCAUUAUUGGAGUGCUGACGUUGCUCUUACCUGAGACCUUGGGCAAACCUCUCCCCACCACCAUAGAAGAGGCCAAGUCUCUUGGACAAGACCCCAGUAAGAAGAAGUCAACACCUGGCAACAAAGACGCAGAGGAUGGGAUGGAGCUAAACCAGCACAAAGUUAAGGCCUAAGCCUUUUUCGCUUCUGGGUAACCAUGGCAAAGUUUUGGAGGGAAAGAACUGAUGAAUCACAGACAAGUGAACAAUCACUGGUUUACUGGAUUGGUUGAAAAUGGGAAAAAAGAGCUUUUGUCAAAAUGCUUGAAAUUAGUUUUUUUUGUUGACAUUUUGUCUUACAAAGUGACCAACAUUUCAAUAUGAAACAGGAUCCUGAGAACUUUUUAACUUAACCUCAUCUGCUUUCAUAUAUGAUUCAUUGUGUGAUCAAUGAAACAGUAUGUAUGUGUGAUGUUUAGAUAAGUGUAUUUGAGACCACAGGAAAAUGACUCAUACUUCAAGUUUUAGAUCAGUUUUAGUCUGAUUUUUGUACUUGCCGCAGAGUUUUAAAGACUAUAAUGAUAAGAUUAAUAGCCCUGCCUACAAAAUGAUGUUUAUUGUCAUUAGCUUAGUUGAAACAAAACAGACUGUUGCUUUGCCAAUUAGUUAUUUGACAUUUUAAGAUACAUAUUAUAGUUUAGAGUUUGCCUAUUAGUACUGUGUAUCAUAAUAGGAAGAGAAGUGCCUUUUUUGUUCUAAAGACUUUUUUAACCUACUUAUCAAUCUCAGGGCAUUCAGACUACUGUGAAACGUACAUCCUAAAAGUAUUACAGUUUAACAUCAAUUUGACAGCCUCAUUUCUUCCUUGGCCAUGAUGCCAUUGAAUGGUUUACUUUAGAACCUAAUAUGAGUUGUAUGUGUGAGUGUGUUUUGUAGUUUUAACUGUUGUCGAAAACAUUGAAGUCGUUCACAUGCUUAUAUUUCUACCUAUAUGCUAGACAUACUCAACGAAAUACACGUCAUUACUGCGUGUUCAGGAGUCAGGUUAUAAUCUCCAGAUGUUUGGACCAAAUCCAGGAACAAACUGCUAUAGUGAGGUGAUGUACAGCCUCCUAACCAUAGAGAACAUUACAGGGUUAAAUCUUGAAAUGGAAGCAUUGGUGCUCAGAAGUCAGUUCGACAAUCAUGGGAAUAUAUUUUUUUCAUGAAUAGCUUCUUUGCUAUUUUGUUGUCAAAAUGGAACAGUAACUGUCUAACAUCGUAGCUGCAGACCUCAUGACCACAGUGCAUUUAUUAUUCAGUUUUAUUUAUUUUUCUGCUUUACGAAACAUAUUUUACAGUGAUACUGAGAAGAGAAAAUGAAUCUAAAUAAAGACUGUUUUAUAAUAAUCACAUUCACAACUUGUUUCAUUGUCCUCUGAAGUGAAGAACUAUACCUGUACAGUGAAGUUAUUUACAAGCUCUUCUGUGACCAUCUCACCUACUCACAUAUAUAACUCAAUGUUUCCUGUUUGUCCCUGGGGACAAGCUUCAACUGUAGCCGCACUUGUACCACCCUGUCUGUACCACCCUUUACAUAAAGCAAAUCUUUGUAUUCAG
This is a messenger RNA of Girardinichthys multiradiatus, 3204 nucleotides long. RefSeq names its product solute carrier family 22 member 16 (gene slc22a16). Gene Ontology annotation, cellular component: membrane. Bases 73 to 1800 code for a protein of 575 amino acids. The transcript has 8 exons. Gene Ontology annotation, biological process: transmembrane transport. The record is from RefSeq and is a predicted model, not a curated record. Lineage: Eukaryota; Metazoa; Chordata; Actinopteri; Cyprinodontiformes; Goodeidae.